Molecule: messenger RNA, 2153 nt
Organism: Spea bombifrons (plains spadefoot toad)
Lineage: Eukaryota; Metazoa; Chordata; Amphibia; Anura; Pelobatidae
Gene: RNF169
Product: ring finger protein 169
Exons: 5
Coding region: 268-1749 (493 amino acids)
Biological process (GO): double-strand break repair
Cellular component (GO): nucleus; site of double-strand break
Molecular function (GO): ubiquitin-protein transferase activity; nucleosome binding
Source: RefSeq, a predicted model, not a curated record
GUCCGGUGUCAGUGUCGAAGUUGGGUUGGAUUUUUACUUCUUUUCUUUCUUGGCGGUUUUUGCGCUGUAGUUUCGCGAGCUGGUCGGCUUUGCGCCCGGCUGCAGAGCUCCGCUUUUCUCGGGGGGCACAGCGGGCUCAUGCCGGAGCUCCGUCCCGGUGGGGGAGACCGGAGACACUGGACAGCGAGAUACAGGAGCCCGGCCGCGGACUGGGGAGAUCCCCCCCGGCCGGACGGCAGGCGGUGGCGGGACGGCCACUGAGGGAAUAUGUCCCGGAGAACGAGGAAAGGCCAGGCCCAGGUAAGCGAUGACCAGGAUCAGGCGAAGGAUUUGAGCCACAGGCUGCCCUUGGAAGAGACCGAAGAGGGAAAGCGGAGAAUGGAAGAUUCUCUGAGACGGGAGGAUAAAGCAGUCGUUAAACCGCACUUGCAGCAUCUCUCUGACUCUGAGAACGAGGAACCGUUUGCCGGGAGGAUCCCUUACAAAUCCGCGUUUGUUCCAAAGAGCAAUGCAAACACCCUGGCAUCGCUGACUUGGAAUAUUCAUUCAAAGAUAGAGAGGAGCCAGAGCUGCAAUGAUACGGUGUACGAGUGCCGUACAAGGAGCCAGAAGGCUGCCCCGCUGCUUCACAAAGCAAAAGCAUCUCCUGGCGGUUGGGCUCCUUUUGGGAUGUUGGGAGUCCUCCUAUCUACAGAGAAUAGCCGUUCCUUUUCUGCUCCUGCCCUGACCUCGGAAAAACGUCUUGCUGGGAACCCUUUGAACUCCUUCAUCCCGCUGCAAAAGCCAGAGAGGUCCAUCAGUCCGGAUAGCAAUGACAGCAUUUCCGAGGAGUUAAAUCACUUCAAGCCAAUUGUCUGUUCUCCUUGCACGCCACCCAAGAGGCUUCCCGACGGCCAGGUCCUGAGCCCCGUCAUCAUAAAAUCCACUCCCCGGAAUUUGAGAAAGAGCUUGCAAAAGCCCACGACGUACGAGGCCAGCCCUCUGAUUUUGAAGAAAUGGGAACAGAUCUUCCAGGACCGUCAGAUGAAGAAAACGCUAUCCAAAGGCACUUUGACGUCGGUCGACGAAGGGUUACCCGUACAAAGUAAAGCGGCGGCAUCAAGUAAGCAUCUUCUCGAUCAGAACAGCACAAUAAGUAGCACGGGAACGAACUCCGAGUUUCUGCCUUCUUCUAGUAAAGGAGUGCUUGUGAAACGUGAUGAAGGGCGGCAGGACUCGCAGGGUAACGAUUCUUUCCCUGGCUCUGGUCAAUCCUCGGAGACGACUCACGCUAAAGACUUCCUUAAUACGGAUGCCAACUCAAACGAGUACGCCAGCACCAAGGUGUCCAACGCUAAGACUGUCCGCAAGUACGUCGGACCCACUUCGCUAAAACCAACGUUAAAGCGGGCGCACAAAACCGCUUCACAAACUGUAAAUAUGCAAAACGGCACAUGCUGUACCGCCGCCGAGAAUAUCAGCCCGGUGUUCCAGCUGCGCAGGGGGCAGAAAAGACGAUGCAAAACCAAGCACUUGGAGCAGAACGGUUCUCUUAAGAGGUUAAAAGCUCCCCGCGGGGAGGGCUGCGCUCAGGGCUUCAGCUUCGUCUGGCGGGAGGCGGAAGAGAGACUGCACCAGGAGGAGGAAGACGAGAAGCUGGCGUUGAAGCUUCAGAAAAUCUUUGACAAGGAGCAUCGGGCCGUAAACCGCUGCAAGGGGAGCAGGGAUGAAUACCCCCUGCGCUCGAAAAGCACCGCUGGCGCAAACUAGCACUUAAAAUACUUUUUCUACGUCAAAAUGAUCCACAGGAAGAGCUAUUUUUCCUUUUUAGAAACUGAUGUUGACAUCUGGUUCUAGCAGAAGCCGCAAUAAUCGCAUGCGGGGCUCUUCUCGUAUCGCAGCGCUCCUCGGCCUAAGCUGCCGUGUUGAGGAGAAUGUGUCCGCCGCGGCGGUUUGCGGUCCGCGUGCAUCGCCCGUAUAAAACCAAACCUCCUGGAGGCUUCCGUUGUUUCUUUGAGAGCGAAGGGCCAUGCGUUGCUUGCUCUGAUUAGUCCUCUGUUGCUUUUGAUCUUUAUUUUUCUGGAAAUUAGUGUUUUUGGUUUUUUUUUUGCAAGGGCUCUGUGUUUCUAUGCAUACCGCGGCAAAAGAAAACCCUCCAAAUCGAGGUUUAUUCU